Diuraphis noxia (Russian wheat aphid) is the source of this 746-nucleotide messenger RNA. Its product is annotated as kinesin-like protein CG14535. The record is from RefSeq and is a predicted model, not a curated record. Gene Ontology annotation, biological process: microtubule-based movement. Gene Ontology annotation, molecular function: microtubule binding; ATP binding; microtubule motor activity. NCBI's taxonomy places the organism in Eukaryota, Metazoa, Arthropoda, Insecta, Hemiptera, Aphididae.
ACUUUGGAAAUUACGACUUACGGGAGGCCACCGAGUCGUGGAGACAUGGCGACAAUAAUAGAUGGACGAAACAAACGGCUCAAGAUUGGAAAAACAAUGAGGAGAACAUCACCAAUACCCGUUCUUCCUCCUAGAAUUCCUACACCUAUGCCAAAUCAACCAAAAGAUAGUUCCUCAAAACUGAAAAUUGCCAAAUACGAAAAGACAUAUCAAUCUUCUAUAGCGGCUCGUAUGUUACUAUUUACAACUGAUUCUGAAAAAGACAAUGAAAAACGCAUCGUAAAUUAUAAGCAGCAGCAGCCGCCGCCGUCGUCUCUCGCCGCCGCGGUCCCGUGCCACCGUCGCUGCCGCGCUGACGAGGAAGGGGAAGACCGACAACGUCGCCGGACCAGUGCCGUCGCUGUCCCGCCGCUGCCGAACGGAGGCGGUCGCAGUAGUGCCGCAAACCCGGAACAGUCCGCCCGCAGUCGGACGCACCGCACGGACGACACGCACGCGUUGUACGCCGCCGCCGCCGCAAAGGUCGAAGACGAAGUCCGACGAUUGACUCGUGGCUGUUUGCCUUUGCCGACCACAGACGUCGAAGCCGUGGCUCUGGAAUAUCGGAGGCGACGGUACGGGAUGUACGCCACGGCCUCCGUUACAGCGGACGACCGUUACGGUCACCGGUACGGUCUGUCCUCGGGCUUGACGACGUCGUCGCAGGACCCGAAGACUUCUUCGGCCGCCGCAGCGUUCUUCUUGAG